Molecule: messenger RNA, 1511 nt
Organism: Hyla sarda
Lineage: Eukaryota; Metazoa; Chordata; Amphibia; Anura; Hylidae
Product: nodal homolog 2-A-like
Exons: 3
Coding region: 170-1303 (377 amino acids)
Biological process (GO): BMP signaling pathway; SMAD protein signal transduction
Cellular component (GO): extracellular region
Molecular function (GO): growth factor activity; type I activin receptor binding; cytokine activity
Source: RefSeq, a predicted model, not a curated record
UGUACAGUAGGUGUUAAUACCAUGAAAGUUCAGAUGUGUAAAUAUGGAGCUUUUGAUCCAUGUGUAUAAAAAGUGAAGGAACCUUAAGGAUCUCACUUCAGUCUUGAGGAGCAUCUGAGGAACAUCUCCUAGAACAUCCACAGAGAUACCACAGAAGACUUGUGCAGAGAUGUAUUGGCUCUUCUACCUCUCACCUUUUACAAUCAUCUCCUUGGCUUAUGGGAUGCCUGCAUUGCUCCCUGGGAAAAUAUCCAAGAUUCCUCUUCAUCAAGCUAAGCACAGAUUGAAAUCUCCAUCCACCCCUCAUGGAAAGACACACUUCCAGCAUGUGAAGUAUUCUCCAUUCGUGAUGGAACUCUACCAGACGCUCAUUUUGGGGAAUGAGACAGAUCUAUCCAGCUUGGAACAUUCGGUUCUUCAAGAAACUGACACUAUCCUCAGCCUCACCGCCAAAAGUUGCUUCAAAGUUGAAAACCGCAGAGCAGUGUUCUUUGACAUGUCCUCAAUCUCUAGAAAUACUGAGAUACGGUUGGCAGAACUGAGGAUUUAUCUCCAUUCUUCUGAGAAGAACCAAGAUGUGAUACUGGACAUUUAUGACAGCAAAGAAGGCCAAGAGGGAAAACUUAUUGGAUCUUCUCAUAUUGACUCUUCCACGACAUCAGGAUCCUCCUGGAAAGUCUUUAACCUUACCCAAAUGCUGCAGAACUCUCAAAAUCAACAGAAAAGAUAUAGCAAAAGAAUUGGCCAUCAAGAGAACAGUUGUCAGGAUGUGUCCACUGACAGAGCUGUAUUGGUUAUAUUUUCCAAAGAUCUUCCUUCUUCAAAACCUUCUGGUUAUCCCAACCUUAUUGAUACAGUGAAGUCUUCUAAGUAUGUAAAGACGCCAGAAGAAACCAGUGAAAGUGGAGUUAGGAAGCAACGGAAGAACAGAAACGCAAAGCCUGGAAUGAUCAUGAACAACUUCCCCACCCACCAUACUGAAGAUGGGAGACCCCUGUGCAGAAGAGUGGACAUGAUUGUGGACUUUGAGAAGAUUGGAUGGGGAGACCUGGUUAUCUACCCCAAAAAGGUCAAUUCCUACAGAUGUGAAGGAGCAUGUCCCAUCCCCUUGACUGAGGUCUUCAAGCCAACCAACCAUGCAUAUAUAAAGAGUCUGGUGAAGUUGUACGAUUCGGACAGAGUUGAAUGUGCCUCUUGUGUCCCGGUGAAGAUGAGACCCUUGUCCAUGUUGAUGUAUGAAGAAGGGGAUGUGGUGAUGAAGCACCAUGAAGAUAUGAUUGUUGAGGAAUGUGGAUGUCACUGAGAACAAAUGUAUGAUCAUUACCUAAAGUUUGGCCUUCAAGAUGCUUGGCCACCAGUCCUGAGACCAAUGGAUACCAGAUGAGUUGACCACAAGGGUCGGAUACAAGGAGUAUAAAAGAACCAUCAAGUCAUGAAGGCUGAAUGAGACUUAAAAACCUAACAAUGCUCUUUACAGCUGUACAGUAGGACACAAUGGGGACUUGAUCUGU